AUGUCCGAACACGUGGACAAUCUUGACCCUCCUAAAUGUGAUCAUAUUAGCCUGGAAGACUUGGCACAGUCAGAUGGCUCUGAUUCCAACCGUCCUACGCUUUUUGCGAUUAAAGGGGUAGUUUUCGAUGUGAGCACCAACCCUGCCUUUGCUCCUGAGGGGUGUUAUCACGUAUAUGCGGGAAAGGAUCCUUCUCGCGCCCUUGCGUUGUCAUCCUGCAAUCCUGCAGAUUGCAGACCAGAAUAUGAUGAUCUGGGGGACUUGGAGCAAACAAUCCUCAACGAAUGGUUUGAUGUCUACAGCAAGCGAUAUAACAUUGUUGGAAGGUGUCAAAAAGAUAGUCAUGAAGAAGAUUCAGAUGGCAGUGACGAUGCAGCGCCCUUUUAA
Aspergillus caelatus is the source of this 387-nucleotide messenger RNA. RefSeq names its product cytochrome b5. Gene Ontology annotation, cellular component: endomembrane system; membrane. NCBI's taxonomy places the organism in Eukaryota, Fungi, Ascomycota, Eurotiomycetes, Eurotiales, Aspergillaceae. The transcript is spliced from 3 exons. The record is from RefSeq and is a predicted model, not a curated record. The coding region runs from base 1 to 387 and encodes 128 amino acids.